Notothenia coriiceps (black rockcod) is the source of this 904-nucleotide messenger RNA. RefSeq names its product coiled-coil domain-containing protein 93-like. The record is from RefSeq and is a predicted model, not a curated record. Gene Ontology annotation, biological process: Golgi to plasma membrane transport. NCBI's taxonomy places the organism in Eukaryota, Metazoa, Chordata, Actinopteri, Perciformes, Nototheniidae. The coding region runs from base 298 to 900 and encodes 200 amino acids. The transcript has 7 exons.
CGUUGUGGUGUCUGUGCCGUUCUUUUUACACACCCAUGGUCUGCGCUCCUCGUGACAUUGUCGCGUGUUCGAAACACAGCCUGCCUGCGGCUUCAAAUAAAUAGCUAGUGUUCGUUGUUAUUUCUUGUGUUUAGUUGCAUUCAACAAUCAACAUUUGACUGUCACAUGUUCCGGUCAUGUGACCUGUCAACACGUCAGUUCAUCAUGGCGGCGGUUUCGUCGGUUUUCCACAGAGUCAGAACUGGCUCUAAAAUAGGUGCCCAAUAUGACCAAGAAGGAAACCUGAUUCAGAGGUAAAUGAUGUGUGUGUGGCCCCAGGUGGAAACCAGAGAGGAUGAGGAGCAGAGCAUCAAGCUGGCGGAGAUCCUGGAGCUCCUGCUGGCAGCUGGAUACUUCCGGGCACGGAUUAAAGGCUUGUCCCCUUUCGAUAAGGUGGUAGGUGGUAUGACCUGGUGCAUCACCACUUGUAACUUUGACAUUGAUGUGGAUCUUCUUUUCCAAGAAAACUCAACAAUUGGCCAGAAAAUAUCCCUGACGGAGAAAAUUGUGUCGGUGCUACCAAAGAUGAAGUGUCCUCAUUGCCUGGAGCCACAUCAAAUCCAAGGACUGGAUUUUAUCCACAUCUUUCCAGUGAUACAGUGGUUGGUGAAGCGAGCCAUUGAGACGCGGGAAGAGAUGGGCGACUCUGUGAGAGCGUACUCCAUCUGUCAGUUCCAGAAGAGCCACAGCCUGCCGGAGGAUGAGGAGUUCCUUCAGAGGAAAGACAUGGCUGUGAGUGCAGUUCUGAAAGUAUUGGAAGUGUACAAACCUCAGAGGAAGUACAGGCGGCAGAGGGAUGCAGGGGAGCUGCAGAAGGAGGAGUCCAGAGUCCACUCCACUCUGCUGGAAUACGGAAGGUAAGAUG